Messenger RNA from Paramisgurnus dabryanus, 3470 nucleotides. Its product is annotated as testis development-related protein. Gene Ontology annotation, cellular component: cytosol; nucleus. The record is from RefSeq and is a predicted model, not a curated record. Lineage: Eukaryota; Metazoa; Chordata; Actinopteri; Cypriniformes; Cobitidae. Gene Ontology annotation, biological process: spermatogenesis.
UCGCACCACCCGCGUUGCCAAUGACAACCAUUUGAUCCGCAGCAACCGGAUCCGUGAUGGGAGGAGCGGCGGUCCAGGUGCUUCAGCCAACAGCGAUCAGACGCAGAUAGUGGGGCCGGAGGAAAGUGUGCGCGUGUGUGGGGUUUCGUGAUUCCCCGUGAGUGAAGGGCAGGGCGAAGUGAUCACAGUGGCUUUAUUGUUCUGAUUCGCUAAUCUGACAUUGAACCGGUCGUUUUCCACACGUAACGUUAGGCUCUUCUUUACUAGCAUCUCGUGGGUUUGGAUUUACUGUGUCUUUGAAAAACUGUUUUAAACUCGCGUGAUGUUCAAGAAAAGCAAGGGCAAAGUAUUAGUGGAUGAAGCGUCGGAGGAGGACGAUGUGUCGUGGCAUCAUGAGCACGCGAUCGAUAAGGAUAAAGACUCUGAGGGAACGGAGGAAGUUCUAAGCCCUUCAACAAAGGAUUCAAAGUUAAAGAAAGUUAAAUCGAAGCGAGAAAGAGGCGAUAAGAAGUUGUUUCCCUCUCAGGACGAUGAACAGAUCUUGCUAACAGGACAGACUGUCUCUCCCAGAAAAGGGUCUGCUAAGAAAGGAUGGGACGAGGAAAAGGGUAAAGUACCCUCAGAUAACAAAGCUCAGUGUCUGUGGGACAACAUCACCAUGUCGAUGAAGCAGAUCACACCUACGAGGAAGCCGGAUAAAAUGGAAUGCUGGGAACCUCCUCAGAUGAGCAACAGAACUGAGGAAAAGUCUGAGUCUGAAAAGAAGCUCGACUCUUCCCCGCUCGCUUCUAAUCUGUCCCUAUCUCUGCCGUCCUGGGUGGGUUUGGGUUUGGAGGAGGACUCAUCUCGCUACGCCAGUCUGACUGAGUCACAGACAGGAGGUCCUGCCCAGUGGGCGGCUCGUGCGCGAGAUAAAUUGGCCGCCGUCCGUCGGAAAAGCCCAGCCAGUCUGUCAGAGAGCACGUGGGAGGGGCUUAAAUGAUUUAUUACGAGGCACCAUUCCUUGUUUGUAAGAGAGGCCACGCCCCUCAUGUAGCAACUCUGAUUGGACAGCUUAUGGUUUCAGAGUAACUAAAGCUUUUGAUAAGAUGUAGGAUGGUCAGUAUGAAAUCAACAGUGCCUGCUCAGAUGAUUCGUUUUCAUUUUUUGGUUUGUAUGGAAGGAUAUACAGUACAAUGGAGAUACAGCCACCUCGACCAUUGACACACACGUGCACCCUAGAUAGUGACCAAUGUUUAUGGCCUCUCAUAGAUUAUUUUCAGCCUUUAAACGCUCAAUUUCACCCAUCACUACAGUUAUGAGUACCAUGAAUUAAAACCCACAAACAGAUUUUGUGUCUCCAUGAUCACUCCUGAUGAGUGUCUAUGGUUUAUAUCCAAUGGUUAUUCGAUCAUAUUGGUUUGUGAUUAAUUUAUUACGUUACGUAGUUGAAGCGUGAAUGUAAAAUGAUGCAGAAAUGCCUUCCAUUGUAUCAACUGUGAUCAGAAUACAUGUAUAGUCACUAUCGCCUGCUGAUUUAGCAUAACUGCUAUAACAAUCAUAAUGUACUGUAGACGUUUUACUCUAUGCAUUAGUCUUCUCGCUGUUAUCCCAAAUAUCGAUUGUGCCAACAAAAGUAUUUACUGAACCUUUUUGGCCAAUAGGAAGAUUACAAAAAUUGUAGGGCAGCGCUUUUGAAUUGCGAAGCUAUGUGAAGGUUCUCGUUACAUCGAUGGAUAUUGACUUGUACUUUCUUUCAAGCUCUAAUGUGACCUAAAUUUGCUUAUACAUGUAGGUUAAAGGGAUAGUUCAUCCAAAUUAUGUUGUUCUGAACCUGCAUGAGUUUCUUUCCUCUGUUGAAGAUAUUUUGAUAAAUGAUGGUAAACACAGUUGACAGUACCCCUUCCAUAGUAGAAAUAACAUACUAUAGAAGUCAAUGGGAGAUGUCAGCCAUGUUUAACAGAGGAAAUAAACUCUCACAGGUUUAGAACAACAUGAGAGAGAGGAAAUUAUGACACAAUUUUAUUUUUAGGCAAACUGUCCCUUUAAUUUGAAAAACACUAAUCAAGUUAGGUUGAAAUUAACUAGGUUAACGCUGCAUUACGGUGGAAUUUUAGGAAUGAGAGGAGCACACCUGUUUUUGGUGCCCAGAGGUCAACAUCUUGAAUCGUCUUCUUUAUCACAAAGUGCAUUUUGGUUUUAAUGGUUGCUGUGCCUCAACAAGUCAUGUUGUCUUGGUUAUAGUGUCUUAAUGCAACCAAAAAAAAAUGUGAAAAGAAAAGUGAGAACUGGAGAUCUUUUAUCUGUUUUGUCUAAACACUCUCAACAUGUGGAAAUGACAAUCACCCUUUACAUUAGUUUAACAUAAAAAUCUAUUUUAUAUCUAAACCAUUGGCUGAUGCCAUUAAAGGGAUAGUUCGGCCAAAAACGAUAUUAAACCCAUGAUUUACUCACCCCCAAGCUGUCCGAGUUGCAUAUGUCCAUCGUUUUUCAGACAAACACAUUUUCGGAUAUUUUAGAAAAUAUUUUAGAUCUUUCUGUUGAUUAAAUGUAAUGUUACGGGGUCCAGCAAUAGUCCACGACCUUCAAGUCCAAAAAAAGUGCGUCCAUCCUUCACAAAUUAAAUCCAAACGGCUCCAGGAUGAUAAACAAAGGUCUUCUGUGGGUAAUCCGUGCGGUGUUGUUGUAGAAAUAUCCAUAUUUAAAAUGUUAUUAACGUUAUAAACUACCUUCCGGUAGCGCCACCAUCUUAGAGUGACGCGCAUUCAGGAUGAGAGCUUCUCUGCUGCUGCUCUGUCCCCCCGCCCUCCGAAUUUGUCAUACGUCACUAAGAAAAGUGCAUACACUACGCUAAUACUCUCUCCUGAGUCUAAGAUGGCGGCGCUACCGGAAGGUAGUUUAUAACGUUAAUAACAUUUUAAAUAUGGAUAUUUCUACAACAACACCGCACGGAUUACCCACAGAAGACCUUUGUUUAUCAUCCUGGAGCCGUUUGGAUUUAAUUUGUGAAGGACAGACGCACUUUUUUGGACUUGAAGGUCGUGGACUAUUGCUGGACCCCGUAACAUUACAUUUAAUCAACAGAAAGAUCUAAAAUAUUUUCUAAAAUAUCCGAACAUGUGUUUGUCUGAAAAACGAUGGACAUAUGCAACUCGGACAGCUUGGGGGUGAGUAAAUCAUGGGUUUAAUAUCGUUUUUGGCCGAACUAUCCCUUUAAAUCGCCUAAAAUAUUGCCAUUUUAUUGCAGAUUUACUUUAAGAAAAUGUUUUUGUGUUAUCUGAUUUUAAGAAAGCAGUUUGCUGCUCCUGUUAUGGUAACAUGUUGAAUUUUUUGAAGUAUUUACAAAUUGUUAAUUUGAAGUUUUGCCUUUGCUAGUUUUUGAUUUGAUCUUUUACUACUGAAAGAUUUAUAUGACUUUAAGAUAUUAAUGCCGCGAUUAAGCUGUGUAAAAUGAUUUUCCUUUGUGAAUCUGAAUAAAGCUUUAAAUCCUC